Pygocentrus nattereri (red-bellied piranha) is the source of this 1437-nucleotide messenger RNA. It is a transcript of the gene imp4, whose product is annotated as IMP U3 small nucleolar ribonucleoprotein 4. Gene Ontology annotation, cellular component: Mpp10 complex; nucleolus; small-subunit processome. Lineage: Eukaryota; Metazoa; Chordata; Actinopteri; Characiformes; Serrasalmidae. Gene Ontology annotation, molecular function: snoRNA binding; rRNA primary transcript binding. The record is from RefSeq and is a predicted model, not a curated record. The coding region runs from base 82 to 957 and encodes 291 amino acids. Gene Ontology annotation, biological process: rRNA processing. The transcript has 9 exons.
AGUCCAGUAGGAAGUAGCGAGAGGAGGCGGUCGCUGACCCACGCAGCACGUGUGAAUGAAGAGGAGGAAUAAAGCUGCAGGAUGCUUCGACGCGAGGUCCGGCUCAGGAAGGAGUACCUGUACAGGAAGGCCCAGGAGGACCGACUGCGGUCCAUCGAGGAGAAGAAAGACAAGCUCAAAUCUGCAUUAGAUGAGAACCGUCUUAUACCCACUGAAGUUCGCAAAGAGGCGCUGCAGCUCCAGAAGCUGUUGGAGUUUGAUGAUGAGGGCGGAGAAGGUGUCAGCUCUCAUAUUGACGACGAAUACAAGUGGGCCGGCGUGGAAGACCCUAAAAUCAUGGUCACAACUUCCAGAGACCCGAGCUCCAGGCUUAAGAUGUUUGCCAAGGAAGUGAAGCUUAUGUUUCCAGGGGCCCAACGCAUGAACAGAGGAAACCAUGAAGUUAAAUCGUUGGUGCACGCCUGCAAGGCCAACAGCGUCACUGACCUGGUUAUAGUCCACGAGACUAGAGGGCAGCCUGACGGUUUAGUCGUGUGCCACCUUCCUUUUGGACCGACGGCAUACUUCACUCUGUACAAUGUGGUAAUGAGACAUGACGUCCCAGACAUUGGCACCAUGUCCGAGGCCUUCCCCCACCUCAUCUUUCACAACUUCACCUCUCGUCUGGGCAGGCGGGUGUCCAACAUCCUGAAGUACCUGUUUCCUGUACCCAAAGAGGACAGCAGACGUGUUAUAACCUUCGCUAAUCAAGACGACUUCAUCUCCUUCCGACAUCACACUUACAAGAAGACUGACCACAAGAACAUUGAGCUGACAGAAGUUGGACCCAGGUUUGACAUGAAAUUGUACAUGAUCAAGCUGGGCACUCUGGAGAAUGAGAGCACAGCGGAUGUGGAGUGGCGCCACCAUGCGUACACGCGCACGGCCAAAAAGAAGAAGUUCUUAAGUGUGGAGUAGCAACACGUCGCUGUGAUCUCGUGCGGAGGUUUUGUGGCUUGUUCACGUUGCUUUUCACUGAAUUUUCUCAGUGAGAAUAUAGUGGGAGGAAAUCUGAUCUCCGUUUCCAUCAAAGCAAAUUACCCAGACUCGCGUGCCACAUAAUACAUACUGAUUUUCACGGUACAGUGGGUCUUAUUCCCAAUCCAACAGUAUUCCUGACUCAGCUCAGAAUACGCAGUGAGUUAAAGUAGGGAAAACUCGGAUAUGCAGUGCAUUUAGUCGCCGGCACUGAAAGCGUUUUUUGGUGAAUGCUGUAUAUAAAGGGAUGUGUUUACUAUUUAUUCCUGUUCUCUGAUGUUCCUCUGUGUGUUCCUCAUGAAUUUGAUGGCGCAAACUCUGUGACCAGUGCUUGGUGGAAGAAUUGAAUAUUUUAUGCUCCGUUUUUUAACCAAGCUGUUGAAUUUCUCCAGUUACAUUAAAUUCAAAGUUUUGAUCAAA